Molecule: messenger RNA, 577 nt
Organism: Racocetra persica
Lineage: Eukaryota; Fungi; Glomeromycota; Glomeromycetes; Diversisporales; Gigasporaceae
Source: the annotation of a GenBank genome assembly
GGUCUCCACCGCGUCCGUGGUAGAAAGAGGUUCAACACUUGACUGUCUCGAAGAAACUUUUGCUGAACUCUCAAAUUCUUUUACAACAUUACAUCAAAAUUUUCAAGGCAUUAAACAAGUUCAUGAAUCUUUAAAUGAAUUCAAUAAAUCAUUUUCAGGGUUUUUAUAUGGAAUUAAAAUGAAUGCACAUUGUAUAGAGUUUUCUGAGCGUGAGGCUGAUUUGUUCAAAGAAAAUCAAUCUACACCAAUUGCAACACCAGUUCGUAGAAUCAAAACUCCAACUCCCGUUAGUAGAAUCAAAACUCCAGCGCAACCACCUCCACCAAAGAAAAAGAAAAUAAAUAAGGCUUUAGCUAUUAAAACAUUGAUCAAGAAAAUUGUCGAUAGCUUACCACCAAAAUAUCGUGAUCAACACCAAGCAAAUCGUAAAAACGUGGAAAUGAUUCUUAGACUUUUGUUUGAAAAUCCAUCGGAGGGAAAGUAUAUUCAAGAUAUUGUUAAAUGCACUGAACUAGCACGUGGUCGAUGUAUUGAAUACCUUAAUGUACUUAUCAAUAACGAAUAUGCAGCACAGUGA